Zophobas morio is the source of this 1848-nucleotide messenger RNA. RefSeq lists its product as uncharacterized. The transcript is spliced from 7 exons. Gene Ontology annotation, cellular component: plasma membrane. The coding region runs from base 1 to 1848 and encodes 615 amino acids. Gene Ontology annotation, biological process: detection of chemical stimulus involved in sensory perception of smell; sensory perception of smell. Gene Ontology annotation, molecular function: olfactory receptor activity; odorant binding. NCBI's taxonomy places the organism in Eukaryota, Metazoa, Arthropoda, Insecta, Coleoptera, Tenebrionidae. The record is from RefSeq and is a predicted model, not a curated record.
AUGGAUAAAUUUAAUUGGAAAUUCACUAUCCGUUAUAAUAUUCUAGUUUUAAAAAUUGGCGGCCUCUGGCCCAAAGGCAACGAAGUUUACAAAUUCAAUUUCUACACUUUAUACUCCAUCGUCGCAAUAAAUUUAUUUAUCAACGGUCACAACUUUUUUCAAACCGCCAACAUUUUCUUCGUCUACACUGAUCUAACAGCACUUAGUGCGUUAAUUUUUAUAACUAUCACCGACUUACUAGCGUCAAUUAAAGCUUGCUACUUUGUCAUCAACGUUGGAAUUUUAAAAAACUUGAUGGUUACACUGGACGGACAACUAUUUCAGCCCAAAACAUCUGCACAAAGAAAUUUAGUGCAACCUAACUUGAAGUCGUGGAAAAUAGCUUUCGUUAGCUUUUGGACACCAGCACUAGCCACGUUAAUAUCAUGGUCAGUUUUUCCCAUCAUGGAUGGGUCGUUUAGAGAAUACAGAUUACCAUUUUCUGCUUGGUAUCCUUAUAAUACCAAGGUAUCUCCGCACUACGAAAUAACGUACAUUUACCAAGUUCUUAGCAUUUGGUUUCUGGCUCUGAGCAACGUUAAUAUGGAUACAUUAAUAGCAGCACUAAUGAUGUAUGUUGGUACUCAGUGUGACAUUUUGUCUGAUGAUGUGAAAAAUUUGGGCAGUGGAGGAGUGUCGGAGUUUAACACGAAUUUGUUGAAUUGUAUGAACCAUCACAGAAAUAUCCUUAGCUUUGCCGAAAAUUGCAACAAAUUUUUUGACAAAAUAGCACUUGGGCAAUUUUUUACAAGCUCGCUUUCGUUAGCAUUGGCUGCGUUUCGGUUGACUGUGGUUGAAUCGUUGAGCAUUGAGUUUUAUUCUCUGCUGUUCUACGUGUUUUCCAUGACGGUGCAAAUUUUUCUCUACUGUUGGUUUGGAAACGAAGUGGAAAUUAAGCCUGAAGGUGAUACCUACCAGUUUAACUUAUACUUUCUAUUUCUUCUCAUAUCCGUCGUUUUGUUCCGCUACCCCCAGAACAUCUGCCAAAUCAUUGUCCUCUUUUACACUAGUGACAUAACUGUGCCCGGAGCGAUUAUUUUCGUUAUCUUAUCAGAUUUAAUAGCAGUCGUGAAGAUGCACCUUGUUGUUGCAAACAUCAAAAUGCUGAAGAAGCUAAGAGGAGCCAUUGACAGUGAAGACCUUCAACCGCAAAAUCAAGCGGAAGAACGUGCAGUGACGGAUGGUAUCGAUUUCUGGCGAAAAUCGUUUUAUUUCUUUCUAAGUGCCGGAAUUUCGACGUUAUUUUUUUGGGGGACUUUCCCAAUUUUGGAUGGCGGUUACAAGGAGUACAAGCGACCGUUUAUUGUUUGGUAUCCGUACGAUUUCAAAAAAUCUCCGUAUUAUGAACUCACCUACAUGCACCAGAUGAUCAGUAUUAUCUUCAUUGCUAAUCUUAAUAUGAGCGUGGAUUCUUUCGCGAGUGCUCUGCUGAGUUUCAUUGCGGCUCAGUGCGAGAUUUUGUCUGAUAAGCUCAAAAAUCUCCAUCAGGAAACCGAUGCUAGAAGAGCUUUCGUUGGCUGUAUUAAGCAUCAUCUUCAAAUUAUAAGAUACGCUGACGACAAAAGCAAGUUUCUUGAUUUAGUAGUGUUUUUGCAGUUCGUGCCAAGUUCUGUGUCCUUUGGCCUUACACUAUUUCAGCUGAGUACUGUUGUACCAUUUACCGGUCAGUUUUAUUGGUUUCUUACUUAUGGUAUUGCCGUGACUCUGCAAAUAUUUAUGUAUUGGUGGUUUGGAAAUCAAGUAGAACUGAAAAUUUUGCAAACCGGGUGGUCUUAUUUUGCCCUCCUGCCAACAAUCAACACUUCGUAA